Molecule: messenger RNA, 927 nt
Organism: Durusdinium trenchii
Lineage: Eukaryota; Dinophyceae; Suessiales; Symbiodiniaceae
Source: the annotation of a GenBank genome assembly
AUGGCAAUGUUGGGUUUGGUUGUGCUGGCACUAGCGUGCCAAGUGACUCUCAGCUACCCUCAGAAUUGUUCGACCAACGGCAACUGCGUCUCCAGGAUUUGGAGCUGCCAACAGCAGCGGAGUUGCACGCAGGCCGACAACUUUCUUCUCGAGCUGGAUUUUCACUACAGAGAGAAGGGAUGCCGUGAGGUCAUUCCACUGAGCAAAAGCGUCGUGCAGGUCGAUAUUGAUGCACGGUGCGAAAAACCAUCCAACUUCAAUGACUUCUUCUUUGGCCGCAGGCUCAAUUGUCGGAACAUGCUCAGGAGGGGCCCACCUCCACGGGUGGUGCCUGCUAUGGCUUGCCCCUCCGCGCAGAAUGUGUCCGACCUUGUGGUGGAGAAGUGCAGCUGGCAUUGCAAGCAUAAGAGGCCGGUGUCGCGGUGCUUCAUCUCCUUUGAUCCGCGCAACGCGCUUGGCGUACAGCAGAAGCUAGACAAAUGCUGGAUCCAAGAGAAAUGCAUCAACAACCAGAUGAAGGCGAAAACCACUUGCCAAACAGCUCCAUCCUCUUCCACUCCUGCUGUCACAUUGGCGGGAUCAAUGCUUGUCACCGUGACCGAUCCGGUCACAUUCCUGGCCCAGCCCAAUUUGCAGUUCGCAUUGCAGGAUGCCAUCGAACGAAUGGCGCCGGAGAGCGACUUCAGCGAUGUGGCGAUCGAAAUUCCUUCCAGCAAUAGCUUGGCAAACAAGACCAAGAUGGUGAAGGUUGGGUUCAAUGCCUCCGUAAAGGGGAACGAUGAUGAGACCUCCGACGAGAAAGCCUUGGGGGCCGAAAUGGCACUGCAGAAUAUCUCGCACGACGCCUUGGUGGAUGCCGUGAAUGGUGCGCUUUCAUCGGAAGGCGCCGCCUUUGAUGUCAUUUGUUCGGCCUCAAUGAGCCCGUAA